AUGGCCAUUUCGUCUCUUCUCCCUGCAACAUGCUCCCUCUCGCUACUACCAUCUUCAACCACAAGAAUUGAUUAUGAUAUUCGUCGAGUUUCAUUUUCACGAAUCGCGUACCCUACACUGACUCAUUCAAAUUCAACCAAAUCACUUUCCGUCAAAUCGGCUCAUGCUCAUCCGGAUCAUUACAACGUACAAAUCAUAAUCGAAGAAGACGAGCCCGAAGAUAAAAUCAUCAAUCGUUUCAGGAUUGAGGUUCUUAAGGCAAGAGUUUUUCAGGACUAUAAACGCAAAAGAUUCUUCGAGAGUAAACAAGAUAAGAUCAAAAGGAAAGCUCGAGAAGCUGCUAUAAGAGACCUUAGACUAUUACGGAAGCCACGUCCUAGCUUUCCUUGGCUGAAUCAAUGUGAUUCUUUUGAUUUUCCAAAUAAGGAAAAAGAUGAUGAUAGUGAAGACGAGGAUAAUUGGGAAAUUUCCGAUGUAGAUCUUCCAUAUGGCUUGAAACUCAAAUGCAGAAACAAGCAGGGAUAGAUGAAACUUUUAGAAGAAAAAAGCAUUUGACUCACUCCAUCCGAAGCUGGUGUUCCACUACCCUGAGAGGUAAUUCUUUGUUGCAUAUAACUUUACUUCAGUCCAAUUGCACACAUCAAGAAAAGGAAAAUAUUGUUCCCAAGACGGCUGCGGAUAUUGAAUUGCUUGUGCAGACCUUGUUUGUUAUGAUAUUUUCCCCCCUCAAUUUUGGUACAUAUUGCUUAUUGUAAAGCCAUCAGUGUUUGCACUAUCAGCUAUUAUUCUGUUUGUAAAUUGGAGAUUUUCUUCUAGGCAAGGCUUCCUCUUGAAAAUGGCGUAUUUGGCUUUGGUUUUUAUUGUUUCUGCUUAUUGUGUUAGUCAUUCAAAUGUCGAGGACAAUGUGGUAGAAACUUAAUGUGGUAGAAAUAUGCUUACAAUGGUAGCGGGAAGGUGCCAUCAAAUGAGUCUCGACUGAACUUAGCUUUUACUUACACUAAAUAAUCAAAUUAUUAUAAGUGAUAAUGGUUAUGAAUACUGUCUUCAUAAUAGAUACUAUCUACUAGCUGGUCAACGAAAGCCAUGAAUGUUGUGUACCAUAUAGUAAAGCAGAGUGAUAGACCUAAGUUGUGUUUUAUCAUUUAUAUGUCUGCAUUGAUGGAAUAGAAUGCAAAGGGAAUAGUAUUGUAGUUCAUUGUUUGGAUAGGCCUAAGUUG
Messenger RNA from Trifolium pratense (red clover), 1217 nucleotides. Its product is annotated as 30S ribosomal protein S21, chloroplastic-like. Gene Ontology annotation, biological process: translation. Gene Ontology annotation, molecular function: structural constituent of ribosome. Gene Ontology annotation, cellular component: ribosome. Bases 1 to 525 code for a protein of 174 amino acids. Lineage: Eukaryota; Viridiplantae; Streptophyta; Magnoliopsida; Fabales; Fabaceae. The record is from RefSeq and is a predicted model, not a curated record. The transcript is spliced from 2 exons.